AGGCGGUGUUUGGUAUGCUUUCCUUUAUUGGUCAGAGUAUUGAGUACAGGAGUUGGGAGGUCAUGUUGCGGCUGUACAGGACAUUGGUUAGGCCACUGUUGGAAUAUCGCGUGCAAUUCUGGUCUCCUUCCAAUCAGAAAGAUGUUGUGAACCUUGAAAAGGUUCAGAAAAGAUUUACAAGGAUGUUGGAGGAUCUGAGCUACAGGGAGAGGCUGAACAGGCUGUGGCUGUUUUCCCUGGAGCGUCGGAGACUGAGGGGUGACCUUGUAGAGUUCAUAAAAUCCUAAAGGGCAUGGAUAGGAUAAAUAGACCAAGUCCUUUCCCUAAGAAUAGGAGAGACCAAAACUAGAGGGCAUGGGUUUAGGGUCAGAAGAGAAAGCUUUAAAAGGGACCUAGGGGCAACUUUUUCACACACACGGUGGUGCGUGUAUGGAGUGAGCAGCCAGAGGAAGUGCUGGAGACUGUUACGAUUACAACAUUUAAAAGGGUAUAUGAAUAGGAAGGUUCUAGAGGACCAUGGGCCAAGUGCUGGCAAAUAGGACUAGAAUAAUUUUGCAUGUCUGUUUGGCAUGGAUGAAUUGGACCAAAGAGUCUGUUCUUUUACUGUAUAUCUCUGUCACCGUAUAGCUCUGAAGAAAUAAAAAGGGAGAGAGAGAACGGAAGAAGAAAAAUGAAAGGAGGGAGGAGGGGGAAGGAAAGGAAAGAAGGAGGGAGUGAGAGAAGGAAGAGGGAGGAGAGGUGAGCCUGGAGGGAAGAUGAGUGUAGAGCAGAAGAAGAUGCGUGUGAGCAGUCUUCCCCCAGCUCCUCACUGUGACCCCUCCUAGGCUUUCACCCUGCUCCUGUGGAAAGAUGGAGGAAAUUAUUGAAAGGUGCAAUAUAAUGGCAGCUGGGAAGAGUGUAAAGUAUAAUUCUCUGGUGCUUCUGUGCGAAUGGAGCUCAUGUGGAUUCACUGCAUCUGGAAUGGAAGAUUUCAGCAAUCACAUUGCAGGCCAUUUAAAGGACCAAGUCCAGGGGGAUGAAAAUGACAUUGAACCACAAGAGGAGCACCAGUGUCUGUGGGCAGAGUGUGGAUUCUACUCCGUGGAGAGCUCAGCUGACCUGAUCCGUCAUGUUUACUUUCAUGCCUACCACACAAAACUGAAGCACUGGGGUCUGCAGUCCCUGCAGGCUCAGAGCGAACUCGAACACUGCAUAAUGGAUCAGCAGAGCCGCAACGUCAUUCCAGAAAUCCCAGAGAGUUUUGUCUGUCUCUGGGGCCACUGUGAUAGCACAUUUGAGAAUCCAGAAUGGUUCUACAGGCAUGUGGACAUGCAUGGAAUGUGUUCAGACCGGGAUGCAACCACAGAUUCUAAUCUAAUAAUUCCCUGUCGUUGGAAAGAUUGUGAUGCAACUUUCAGAGUGAAAUUUAAGCUUCGGGAGCAUUUGCGGAGCCACACGCAGGAGAAAGUAGUGGCAUGUCCCACCUGUGGGGGGAUGUUUGCAAGCAACACUAAGUUCUUUGAUCACAUCCGCAGGCAGAUGGCCAUGGAAUACCAACGCUUUCAAUGCUCCCACUGUUCAAAGAGAUUCGCUACAGAAAGACUACUCAGGGAUCACAUGCGACAUCACGUGAACUAUUACAAGUGCCCAUUUUGUGAUAUGACCUGUCCAGCACCUUCAGCCUUGCGGAACCAUGUCAAAUUCCGUCACAGUGAUGAGAAACCAUUUAGUUGCGAAUAUUGUGAAUACAGCUGCAAGAACUUGGUGGAUCUAAGAAAGCAUUUAGAUACGCACAGUGAGGAUCCAACCUACCGCUGUGAGUUUGCAGGUUGUACAUUCACUGCACGAUCCCAGUAUUCCAUCAAGUCCCAUUACAGGAGAGUACAUGAGGGGGAUAAGGAACCUAGAUAUAAAUGUCAUGUUUGUGACAAAUGUUUCACCAGAGGUAACAAUCUGACUGUGCACCUCAGGAAGAAGCAUCAGUUUAAGUGGCCUUCAGGUCACCCACGUUUCAGGUACAAAGAGCAUGAAGAUGGUUACAUGAGGCUGCAGUUGGUUCGUUAUGAGAGUGUUGAACUGUCCGAGCAGCUAAUGAAAGACCGGGAAAAGCAGGACGGCCGCAUGGACAGCAUGUCAGAGAGUUUGUUUCUGUCUGAAGCAAACCUAAGAGGGAUUAUACUAGAGCCGCUGGAAGAGUCAAACAGUGAGGAACAAGAUACAGGGAAGCGCAGUCCUGAUGCUCUGAACUAUUGUACAGCUGAGACCUUGCAACACCCCAGUCAUAAUGAGGUUGCUGGGGGGGGACAGCUCCAACAAUCACAGUUGAAUUCCACCGACACAAAUAAAAGUCCAAUCAUCCGGGUGGUCAAUCGGACGAAUGAGUAUGGAGAGAAUGAAACUGUUUAUUAUGUUCUGACCAAUGCACCACCCAGCCCAGGUAACGCUGAAGUGUCUGGUGAAGAUAUCAAUAUGGAGAUUGAGGGAACCUCAACUGACAAUAUAGAAAAGACUGCAGAAGAACUGGGCAUUCAAAUAAUCGGCUAGGAUUAAUGAUCCACUCACAUCACUGCUGCUGUUCUUGAUGGGAAACUGCUAUUUGGUCUGAUCUGUAUAUUCUGUUUCAGUCGAGUCAAGAAUGAGCUUUGUGAUGCCGUAUCGAUUUGGUUGGGAGACUCAGACCAUAUUUAUGGUGGUCAUUUUCUUCUAAUGUACCCCCUCCCUUCAAAACGAGAGGUUUGUUAUGUUCUGUCUGUAAUGCUGUCAGAUGCAGUGCAGUCCCUAUUCAAUUAUACUAAAUCAUUGGCUUAGACAAAUCUAUCAGAAAAUAGAUUUUGACAGGUUCUGGAUGGGCAGUGUCAAUGCAAAUGCAGUUCUCACCAGUAUUUUUAUUGCGUAAAAAUCCUGUACUGUUACUGUUCAUUUUUGUGAAAUGUCCUUUUUAGCCUGGCCGUCCGACACGCAAACAGGUCCUUACUAUUUUUUUACUCUUUUUAGGAGUAGAAAUUGCUGUAAAAAUUUCCUGUUACCAUAGGGUCUGACAUUACACAGAUUAACAGGAUGAUUUGAGGUCCUUUCUCUUGUAAGCCAUUGAUUUAUGCUAUUUUGAUCCAGAAUUAUCUGCAUCACACGUGGGCCGUUCGUAUUAUAUUAACACGAUAUUCAGCCAGUGUAAUAAAGAUCAAUGUUUUCUGUAACAGUGGUAUUUUACCACUAGCUUUUCUGCAUACUCCUAUCUUCAAACCCCACCCAUCCACAUUCUCUUCCAUGUACGUUCCUGUAGUUAAGCACCUUCUGAACUCACAUCAGGUAUCUGCAUAUCUGACCAUCCUUGUGAUUCCAUGCCCACCUUUUUAAGUUCAUACUUUUUUAACUUGAAUUUGUCUUGCAGCUACUCAGAGUCAAACAGAAUCAAAUAGACUGAGACUGAAUUCCAUGCACCAACACUUCAAUCUGAGAUUGCCAUCUCCUUCAACUGAGAAUAUGAUGCAACCUACUUCAGACUUGUAGUCUGACUUAGAAUCUUGCACUACUUUUAAAAGCAUCUUUAACUACUAAGUAGUAAUAAAUGAUGUGAUGUGAGUUUCAAGUGUCACGUUUGGCAUGUACCAUUAAGCCUGUGUGUUUACCAGCUUGCGAUGGAUUAAUAAUUGAACUAACACUCACAAUGUAACUAACGCCACGUAUGCUUCUAAGAAGGUGGUGUUAUUUUGACAAAUGUAUGAUUGAUUUCUUGGGAAAUUAUUAAAG
This is a messenger RNA of Hemiscyllium ocellatum (epaulette shark), 3726 nucleotides long. It is a transcript of the gene hinfp, whose product is annotated as histone H4 transcription factor. NCBI's taxonomy places the organism in Eukaryota, Metazoa, Chordata, Chondrichthyes, Orectolobiformes, Hemiscylliidae. Gene Ontology annotation, biological process: regulation of transcription by RNA polymerase II; anatomical structure development. The record is from RefSeq and is a predicted model, not a curated record. Bases 850 to 2523 code for a protein of 557 amino acids. The transcript has 10 exons. Gene Ontology annotation, molecular function: DNA-binding transcription factor activity, RNA polymerase II-specific; RNA polymerase II cis-regulatory region sequence-specific DNA binding.